This is a messenger RNA of Onychomys torridus (southern grasshopper mouse), 424 nucleotides long. RefSeq names its product histone H2A type 2-C. The record is from RefSeq and is a predicted model, not a curated record. Gene Ontology annotation, cellular component: nucleosome. The coding region runs from base 20 to 409 and encodes 129 amino acids. The transcript has a single exon. Lineage: Eukaryota; Metazoa; Chordata; Mammalia; Rodentia; Cricetidae. Gene Ontology annotation, molecular function: structural constituent of chromatin; protein heterodimerization activity; DNA binding.
UUUACUGUAGGUUGAAGUCAUGUCUGGUCGCGGUAAGCAAGGCGGCAAGGCCCGCGCCAAGGCCAAGUCGCGGUCGUCCCGCGCCGGCCUGCAGUUCCCGGUGGGGCGCGUGCACCGGCUGCUGCGCAAGGGCAACUACGCGGAGCGCGUGGGCGCCGGCGCCCCGGUGUACAUGGCGGCCGUGCUGGAGUACCUGACGGCCGAGAUCCUGGAGCUGGCGGGCAACGCGGCCCGCGACAACAAGAAGACGCGCAUCAUCCCGCGCCACCUGCAGCUGGCCAUCCGCAACGACGAGGAGCUCAACAAGCUGCUGGGCAAAGUGACGAUCGCGCAGGGCGGCGUCCUGCCCAACAUCCAGGCGGUGCUGCUGCCCAAGAAGACCGAGAGCCACAAGGCUAAGAGCAAGUGAAACUGAUGCCAACCC